AGCCAAGGAUCCGACUGUCAUCCAAAAUGCCGAGCCUUACUAUUCGAGCAGACGCCGGUUCUCUGUGGUUUCUCUUCUGUAUCAUUUACUCUCAGUUUCUGACUGCGUCGUCCGAUGACAUAGUGGUGGCGUGUGGAGGAUUUGUGAAAUCUGACGUGGAAAUAAACUACUCAUUGAUCGAGAUCAAAUUGUACACAAAGCAAGGAUCCUUAAAAUAUCAGACGGAAUGUGCCCCAAUCAACGGCUACUUUAUGAUCCCUCUAUAUGAUAAGGGUGAUUUCGUGGUCAAGAUUGAACCUCCUGUUGGUUGGAGCUUUGAACCCACUAGUGUUGAUGUGCACAUCGAUGGUAUCACUGACAUCUGUACCAAAGAAAAAGACAUCAACUUUGUUUUCACUGGGUUCUCAGUGUCUGGAACGGUUCUUAGCAAGGGCCACCUUCUUGGGCCAGCGGGAGUUGAGGUCAAACUGAGCCCCAAAGGAACAGGCGAUGCAAUUCAGAGUGUCUCAACUCACCCUGGGGGAAAAUUCACAUUCUCCAAAGUCCUUCCUGGUAUCUAUGACAUCAUAGCUUCUCAUCCUUCCUGGACCCUGGACAAGAGCAAAACCUCGGUGCAUGUAUCCAAUACUAACGCUGCAGCUGCUGACCAACUGCUGAUUGGGGGCUAUGAUGUAUACGGGGAAGUCAGCAGUGACGGAGAGCCCAUGAAAGAGGUCACCUUCCUGCUGUAUUCAGCCUCUGUGAAGAGAGAGUUUGUCAGUGGCUGUAACACGUCCCCUGUGGAAGGGGCCGACCCUGGGGACAGUUCCUUACACUACCUGUGCAGCUCACUCUCAGGAGAAGAUGGCACCUUUGUCUUUCCCUCACUGGCCAGUGGCGAGUACACUGUUGUGCCUUUCUACCGGGGUGAGAGAAUCACGUUUGAUGUUGCUCCUGCCAAGUUGGAUUUCAAGGUGGAGCACAAUAGUCUGAACUUGCAGCCCAUCUUUCGGGUCAUGGGCUUCUCUGUGACUGGUCGAGUUCUCAACACUGUGGAUGGGGAAGGCGUCUCUGAUGCCACUGUUUCGAUUAACAAUCAGAUCAAAGUGAUCAGCAAAGAUGAUGGAUCCUUUCGCUUGGAGAACAUGACGGCAGGUGCCUACACCAUCCGCGUCAACAAGGACCUCAUGUUCUUUGAGCCAGUCACAGUGAAAAUUGCCCCAAACACCCCACAGCUUCCUGACAUCAUCACAGCAGGGUUCAGUGUGUGUGGACAAAUCUCCAUCAGCCACCUCCCUGAGGGCAUGAAGCAGCAGGGUCGCUACAAAGUGACUCUGACCCACCAGGGAAAGGACAAGAACUCAGGACGCACGAUUGAGUCAGACCCACAGGGGGCCUUCUGCUUCCAGACAAAACCUGGGGACUAUACUGUGCAUGUGUCUCUGCCGGAUGUGGACGUGAAAGCUGGACUGGCCUUGCUUCCUGAGACCUUGGACAUCUCAGUGGUGGAACGACCCCUGACUGACCUGCUGUUCACACAAUUCAUGGCUUCUGUUUCCGGGAAAGUCUUCUGCCUCGCGUCGUGUGAUGACCUCUCAGUUGUGCUGCAACCAGUGAGUCGCCAGGGAGAGCGGAGGACAGUCAGUCUGUCCAGCAAUGGAGACAUUCUCAACUUCUCCUUCGACAAUGUUCUGCCUGGAAAAUACAAAGUGAGCAUCUCACACGAUGAGUGGUGCUGGAAGCAUAAAUCCAUGGAGGUGGAGGUUGUGGACUCUGAUGUUUUGGGAUUGGAGUUGAGACAGAUUGGCUAUAUCCUGCGUUGCUCCCUAUCACAUGCCAUCACACUGGAGUUUUUCCAAGAUGGCAGCAAACCUGAAAACGUGGGCGUCUACAAUCUCUCAAAGGGAGUGAACCGCUUUUGCCUCUCGAAGCCUGGUUUCUACAAAGUCACACCGCGCUCCUGCCACCAGUUUGAACAGGAUUUCUACAUCUACGACACCUCGGCGCCAAGCAUCCUCACUCUCACUGCCGUACGGCAUCGCAUGACUGGCCUCAUCACCACCGAUAAAAUCAUGGACGUCACUGUCACCAUUAAGUCGUCAAUCGAGAGCGAGCCGGCGCUGGUUCUCGGACCUCUACGGAGCCAGGAAGAGCAAAGAAACGAGCAGCAGCUGGCGGAGAUCGAACUGCGGCGCAAAGAACGAGAGCGGAGAGCUGCUGAAGAAGAUGGCGGCACAAGAGACGACAGCACGCUGGUUUUUGAGAAGCCGGAUGAACUGGUUGGGCCCUUUCACUACGAGUUCUCCUACUGGGCCAGAGCUGGAGAGAAGAUAACAGUGACUCCGUCCUCCAAAGAGCUCCUGUUCUACCCUCCUGAGGUCGAAGCUACAAUAACUGGAGAGUCAUGUCCAGGCCGUGUGGUGGACAUCGUGGGUCGCGCCGGUCUCUUUCUCGAGGGCAUAGUGUCCCCACAGCUCCAGGGUGUGGAGAUCUCCAUCUCAGAGAAAGGUGCUGCAGAGACUCUUGUCACAGUGGUCACCAAUGAGCAGGGCGCUUACAGUGUUGGUCCCCUCCACAGUGACAGGCAGUAUGACAUCAGUGCCAACAAAGAAGGCUUCGUUCUCAGUCCUGUGGAGGGAUCUGAGGGCGACUUUAAGGCAUUUGCUUUGGCAGGUGUCACCUUUAAGAUAAAAUCAGAGGAUGGUCUCCCCCUGUCUGGCGUGCUGUUGUCUCUAAGUGGUGGCCGCUUUCGCUCCAACCUGCUGACUCAGGACACCGGCCUUCUGACCUUCAAUAACCUGAGUCCUGGUCAGUACUACUUCAAACCAAUGAUGAAGGAGUUCCGCUUCGACCCGCCGUCUCAGAUGAUCUCCGUCGAAGAGGGUCAGAAUCUGAGCAUCGAUAUUACUGGUAUCAAAACAGCAUACAGCUGCUACGGAAUGGUGCAGUCUCUGAGCGGGGAUGCGGAGAGAGAUGUGGCUGUGGAGGCGGUGGGUCAGGCGGAGUGUAGCAUCUACAGCGAGGACACUGUCACCGAUGAAGAAGGCAGAUUCCGCCUGCGUGGUUUGCUGCCCGGCUGCAAGUAUCUGAUCCAGCUGCGGGCCGAGGGCAACGACCACAUAGAGCGGGCGCUUCCACAGCAAAAAGCUAUCGAGGUGGACCACAGUGACAUCGACGGCGUCAACAUCAUCGCCUUCCGACAAAUCAACCAGUUUGACCUCAGCGGGAACGUCGUGACCUCCCCGGAACAUCUUCCAACAAUUUCGGUGAAGCUGUACAAGAGUGACAACCUGGACAACCCCAUCAACAGCGUUUCACUCGGCCAGUCUCUCUUCUUCCAUUUCCCUCCGCUGGACAGAGAUGGAGAGAGCUACGUGUUGAUGCUCCACUCCUCACUGUCCCGCUCCCAGUACGACUUCACGCUGCCUCAGGUCUCCUUCACCUCCUCUGGCUACCACAAGCACGUUACCUUGACCUUCAACCCCACACGCAAAGUGCCUGACCAGGAUGUGGCCCAGGGUUCUUAUGUGGCUCUACCUCUCACUCUACUGCUGCUGCUGGCAGCGUACAACCAUGAAAAGGUCCUCCCGUUGGUGCUGCAGCUGGUGAGUCGUGUCCAGGGUGUGAGGAGCAUGAGUCAAGCCACCGCCGACAACGCCACAGCAGAUGAAGCCAAACGUCAGGCGAAGCGACCAAAGGCCAGACGCACCUGAAGAACAGCGACGCCCUGCACUUAAACCGACUUGACCCAUUCGGGUUUGAAGGUGCUGACAAACUGUUCGGCCCCACAAGACUAACAAUGAGCGAUGGACAUUUUCUGUGUUGUCCCACGGACACAUUGUCAUUGUCUGUGUUGAGAUGAGCCAUUUUUCUACCUUUGUAAUUUAUCUACUGAAGGUUUUGCUUUGAUUUUGGAAAGAAAAAGUAUAUUUCUUUUUUUUGCCACAAGUUUAAAUAUUAAAGUAGAAGUGAGUCUCUAGUUUAGACAUUUAAAUGCACCCCACAUGUUUUAACCACACACAACCAUGGUGGAGAAUCGGGACAUCAGAGCCGCGCGUCUCUGCCUGAGAUGAUGGUGUGUGAGUCGGACUGAUCUGACGCCUUCAGGGAGUGUGGUGAGGUGGAACUGAUACCAACUAAUUUAUUCGUAACAAUGAGCUAUAGAUGUGAAUAUUGGGAUUGAAUUUCUGUUUUUUUUAAUAAAUCACGGUGAGAUUGAUUUUAUUGAACAACAUAAAUAAAAUGAUAAUGUGUUACUGCCUUUGCCACAAAUCUGUGAUUUAAUAUGCAACAUAUAUGGACUCUAAUGCUGAAGUGGGAGAGUAUCAGUCACAAGUUUUUCAUGUCAUAAGAAAAGCCUAUAGGGGGCAGUGUAGCACUAAACUUGAAUUUUAGUUCCUCAAGUCAAAAGAAGCAGAAGCAGACUUCAAUGCAUCGGCUUUGAACUGUGGCUACACAAUCACGAUGAUGCUAUAUGAAGUUUAACAUAACUGAAGCCUGAAUUGCUUUUUGUUUUUCUCCUCAUGACUGUCAGACCCCUCUUUCUCCAGCCAUUCAAACCAGAAAUGGAUUUUAGCUAUUCAAAUAAGGCAUUCUCCAGAGUGACAAAAUUUCCAAAAAAACACGCCACCUAACACAAAGGAACAGUUCGGAGGUGAAGAAAAGGAGGUUCAUGUUUAUCCACUCUUGGGGUGUUAGAAAAUAUGGAUAGAUCCAACUAUUAUGAUGCCUGACCAUGCAAUAUAUCAAUGUUUUAAGCACGCCAGAUCCAUUUUUAAAGAUAAAAUUUAUGAAUGUUUCUGCUUCUCAGCUGUAUGAAGGCAUUUUCCCCAUGCGAUAAUGGCUUUUGUCACCACGUGGCAUAUUGCAAUGUCUCGCGAUAUAUCGUCACUCCUGUAUCGGGACGUAUAUCGCAUCGCCAAAUACCAGCCAAUACACAGCCCUAACUCAAACCCGAUCCUGGCCACAGACUGGAGAGGAGAUGAAGAGUCUGCAGGCCUGACUCCACCACCAUCGCUGUAUUUAUCACAGUGUGAAAAACCCUGAACCUCCAUGAGAAAAGUCUCUAGGUCUCAGUAGCUCUGACCAAAAUCGCUGUUCCUGAUGAUGUU
Molecule: messenger RNA, 5090 nt
Organism: Synchiropus splendidus (mandarinfish)
Lineage: Eukaryota; Metazoa; Chordata; Actinopteri; Syngnathiformes; Callionymidae
Product: nodal modulator 1-like
Exons: 31
Coding region: 27-3692 (1221 amino acids)
Cellular component (GO): endoplasmic reticulum membrane
Molecular function (GO): carbohydrate binding
Source: RefSeq, a predicted model, not a curated record